AUUUUGGAUAAGCAAGGAAAAUGGUGGAGCCAGAGGCCUAUUUGCGAGGAAAUGAUUUUCAGGUAUUUCAAGUCAACUUGUGUCAUGAAUUAUGGAGAAGCUUCAAGAGGGUGCGCACUUCGCUCACUCAAACUCGAACGUUUAGACUUUAGACGACUCCUAUCAGAGUCGGACAGCCGGAGCAGAUUGCUGUGAGGUCCAAAGGCGCUGCAAGCCAACACCGUUAAAGAGUUCAAGUAUUCAAAUUUAUAAACAAUCAACAUCCCAAUCUUUAAUCCAAAGUAUUCAACAUAACUUUAAUCCAAUCUCAUUUCUUUAAACUUGAGUUGGGAUAGGAUUGCAUGAUUUAAAAUCAACUCUUAGGUGAUAUUUGUUUUUUUAACUUUUUAUAGGUAAUUUAUUUUUUCUCUUUUUUAUGACUUAUUUUGAUAGGCCUAAGAGUUAAUAUUUAACCCUUUAUUAAAAAUAAGAAAUAUCAUUCUAAAAAUCCAAACACCGUUGCAGGUUCGUGGCAUAUCUGAGAGUGUGGGGUCAUGGUAACUUUUUCCCUAAUUUCCUUUUUUUUUUUUUGGUUGGGAAAAACUUCCAGAAUUGCGCGAGCCGAACUAAUAAAUGCAGAGCACUGUCGGCUUAUAUAAAAGAUUCUCUCUUCGCUUUCACAUUAGCUUUUCGUUGCUUUCUCAUCUCUUAUGGCUUCAGCUUCAACGAAUCAAGCAAGCCUUCUCCUCCAAAAACAGCUCAAAGAUCUUUGUAAAAACCCCGUUGAUGGCUUCUCCGCCGGUUUGGUCGACGAGAGCAAUAUCUUUGAAUGGAGUGUCACCAUUAUUGGACCUCCCGAUACUCUGUAUGAUGGGGGAUUUUUCAAUGCCAUCAUGAGCUUUCCACCCAAUUAUCCGAACAGUCCUCCAACAGUGAAGUUUACUUCAGAAGUGUGGCAUCCCAAUGUUUAUCCAGAUGGACGAGUAUGCAUAUCAAUUCUCCAUCCUCCUGGUGAGGACCCAAAUGGAUAUGAGCUUGCAAGUGAGCGCUGGAUGCCAAUCCAUACGGUUGAAAGUAUAGUUUUGAGUAUCAUAUCGAUGCUUUCCAGCCCUAAUGAUGAAUCACCUGCAAACAUUGAAGCUGCAAGAUAUUGGAAGUGCACAAGGGGUUGCAAAUUGUGCUUCCAAGAAUGCUGGCUUCAAAAGCAGGAAGCGGCAUAUCCUUGCAACGUGAUCGAUGAAGCUCAUUUUAUUCUUUUUUCCAUUGCAUCUUUGUACUUCUGUGUUUUAGAGUUUUUAUUCCUCAAAUUUGUUUUGGUAUUUCAAAUGCUAUCAGAAGCUUGCUUUUAUUUUAGCUUUGUGAUAGAUAGUUUGAACUAUUUACCACUUUUUUUUUAAAUUGUAAUGGAUGGUUGGAAUCUUUUUCAACCCAUCUUCUCAUAAUGCUUAGCAAUAUGCUUCAUCCAUGCACUCUUGUGUUUCCUUACCUACUUUUGAUUCUUCAUCUCAUAAUGCUUAGUAAUAUGCUUCAUCUAUGCACUUGUGUUUCCUUACCUACGUUUGAUUCUUCUUAUUCACUUAUUUUCCAAUCCCUAGUUUCUUCCAAUUAUUCCAUUGACAGCUAUGGUCCUUUAGGUCAAUGGAAUGUGGUUUAUGGUCCUUUAGUAAUAUACUCCGGUACAAACAUUAAAUGCACAUCUUCUUCAAGUUGAGAGCAAAGGCUGUUAUUUUAGACACGCUGAAGUAUUAGGAUGUAUCGACGUGCCCCAUGACCAUUUCUCAUUUUAGUAUUUGGGAAAAAGGGUUGUCCUUGUUUUGAAUGGCUGUUCGAAUAUUUAAUCAGAAUGAUUCUGCAGUCCUGGUCAAUUUUUUUGUCCAUCUAGACACCCAGAAUUCACCGCAUUUAGCGAUCUUUUGUACAAGUGUUUAAAAAUCUGAAUUGCCCUUUACAUUAUACUUUUGAUCUUCUGAAUCCUUAUUUAUCUGUGUGAACUUCUUGGCCAGCAGGCAUAUUUAUCAUAUACUGGCUUUUAGCUGUAUCAUGUUUAAUAUUUGUAUUAUUUUUUUUUUCCUUUCAUGGAAUAUAAAGAAAUUUGGAUCAAUGAAGCUUUUUUUUCUUACCUGUAUUGGCGUCUCUAUAUAAUUGCAGAAGGAAUGGAGAGAUAGGAGGGAUGAAUUCAAGAAAAAGGUGAGCAGAUGUGUGAGACGGUCACAAGAAAUGUUUUAAACUGCAGGCACAGCUUCUUACUUUGUUGGGUUCACCGGAAAUUGUAUCGGUUGUAGAAUUUCCAUAUCAUAAAAGGUCUUGCGUCCAUCUAUUUAUUUAGUUCUUAAUUCUCUGCGUGGCUGAGUACUUAUUGCAAACUCGAACAUCUCUGUAUUCAAAUGGGUUUGUUAAUAUUGGGUGUGAGUCCAUAAUGUCAAGUUCUGAUAAUGAACUUUUUGCUUUUUGCGAA
This is a messenger RNA of Vitis vinifera (wine grape), 2434 nucleotides long. Its product is annotated as ubiquitin-conjugating enzyme E2 7. Gene Ontology annotation, molecular function: ubiquitin conjugating enzyme activity. Lineage: Eukaryota; Viridiplantae; Streptophyta; Magnoliopsida; Vitales; Vitaceae. The transcript has 7 exons. Gene Ontology annotation, biological process: ubiquitin-dependent protein catabolic process; protein polyubiquitination. Bases 690 to 1376 code for a protein of 228 amino acids. The record is from RefSeq and is a predicted model, not a curated record.